This is a messenger RNA of Miscanthus lutarioriparius, 1587 nucleotides long. The record is from the annotation of a GenBank genome assembly. NCBI's taxonomy places the organism in Eukaryota, Viridiplantae, Streptophyta, Magnoliopsida, Poales, Poaceae.
AUGGAUUCCGCCGCGCGGCCCGACGAGGAGGAGGCACGCCGCCGCCGGAGCACCGACUGCAUCUACUUCCUCGCCUCCCCGUUGACCUGCAAAAAGGGAAGUGAAUGCGAGUACCGUCACAGCGAUGCUGCCAGGAUGAAUCCCAGGGACUGCUGGUAUUGGUUCCAUGGCAACUGCGCCAAUCCUAAAUGCUCCUUCAGGCACCCGCCAUUAGACAACCUGGCCGGAGCACCAACAACUCCACGUCCAGCUCAACAGUCUGUACCCCAAGCUUCAGCUUCUGUUCCAGCUCAACCCCAUGGAUCUGUUCCUGCCAUUGCCAAGCAGGGUGUUCCAUGUUAUUACUUUCAGAAGGGCAUGUGCACAAAAGGGGACAGAGCACGCCUGCGUGUAGGCGUGAUUGACAAGCCAAAGGCCAGCGCUCAUGAUGGUAAACUGCUUCAUCACAAGCAAAGUCCGACGAUGAGUAGGGCCGAUCAUCGAUCAAGAGUUUAUCAGAAUCACAGUAAUUCUUAUGCACAGCCUGGUGCACCAAAGUGUUACCAGCCUCGGCCUUCAGUCCAGGAUGGCUUAACUGACAAUGGUAUGGAGGUGGGCGAAUUUGUGAGAGAACCAUCCGCUGGUUCUGGCGUGAUUGUCGGUGCUGCUGACGACGACGCCAACAGUCAUUCAAGGGAAACCAUACCACUUACAACCAUCGUGCUAAUGGAUCAACUGAAGCCCCUGGUAAGCAUGACACUCAUCUUGAGGAUGAGCGCAAUGACCAACAUCGUCGGCAAGAGGCUUGGGCCACGUUCAGAGGAGUGGGAUAGAGGUUCUAGAGUCAGAUUGUCACCACCAAAACCCUCAGACCUUCGAGGGAGGCUUCAUGAAAGGCUAAAGGCUAGAUCAGCUGAGGAGAUACCGGGUAACAGUGCAAAAGAUUUGGCGGUGAAGGAAAAUAGCAGUGAGGAUACUGAAUCACUGAACUUUGCUGGUCCAAAGAGCCUUGCAGAGUUGAAGGCAAAGAAAGAUGUUGGCAGGUCAGGAGAAGAUGCCAUCGUCAAGGGCUUAGGCUCUUCUCGUGUGACUUCAGAAAUAGUUUCGAGCAGGGAGGCUGCUCCGUUUGAAGGUCCAAAGCCCCUGAGUGCCAUACUGAAGAGAAAAAGAGAGGCGACUUCUGAAAUCCCCGCUGCCCAGCCUGGCAUCAUACAGGAAGCAGAUAACUACACUGCAGGAGCGGAAGAAGAAUUCCAAACUGUGGCAAAUGACACGGUUGGGGAGAACAUGGAGGCAUUGGAGAAGAAGAGGAGGAAGAGGAAGCCUUCCAUCCUGAAGAUGAUCGCCCAAGAGCUGGACGAGUAUCAAGAUGCAGAGGCAGCAGCAGAAGACAACACCGAUGAAGCUGCAGCGGCCCAAGAGCUGGACGAGUAUCAAGACGCAGAGGCAGCAGCAGAAGACUAUGACGAUGAAGCUGCAGCAGCCCAAGAGCUGGAGGAGCAUCAAGACGGAGAGGCAGCAGCGGAAGACUAUGACUAUGAGGCGGUGGACGCCAACGCUGAGGAGGAGAAUGACUACCAGGAGUACCAAGACGACGCGACGAUCUAG